ACCAGCUGCUGUAACGUUAGAUUUCAUAAGGCUCUGCGAUCUCGCUCUCCCACUUCUUUCAACUUCCCUUUUCGCAUUGUACGAAGGAUGAUGACAGAUCGUAUGACUGGAAUUCACAAUCCGCCUGCGUAUCAGGGUGGCCAACCAAUCACACGCCAGCAUUUAUACCAAAUUUAUUGAAAUAUGUCUGUCUCCAAAAUAACAAAAGAGAGUAUUUACAUUUUUUUUUUUUUUAUCUUUAAGCUAGUGAGCUAAAAGCAGGGAUUGCGGUUCAAGGUUAAUGCCACUGACUCAAAGCAAUAAAUACAUUAGACAAUGUGUUUUAUUUUGGACAAGUUAGUCAUUCACAUGGUCUCCCCAUUGGUUAUCACAAUCUUUGAUUCGCUUGAAAGGUAUUUUAAACCAAACUACAGUAUUAAGUUGAAUUGCUGAACUAUGUUGCUAGGCAACGGUACUUAAACAGGUGCACAGCUCUGCGUCCGAGCACGACAGAAACCCGUUUGGCCUUAAAAACUUCCCAUACCUAGUUAGAGACAAACUUUACAGACAAACGUUACAAAGGCUACAUCUAAAUUCAUUAUGACUGACAUUAACACGUCUAGCGAAGUGAAAUGUACUGACAGAAUCCGAAAUAUACCGAAGGCCGGGAAACUAAUACCUCCAGGAGACAGUGUCAAAAUCUGCUUACGAGAAGUGGAAAGACCCACGACUCCACCGGUGGUGAGGAAAUUCCGCAAUAGCAACCAGCCCGGACCAGGAACUAUCAGAGUCCACAUAGGGAAGGCAAAUGACCCAGAUGUUGGCAGCACUCUUGUUCAUGGUGUCAUCACCAAAGCACCCCUCACUGGUGAAAGCUGGCUAAAUCCAUCCCCAAAGACCUUGUUCCAGCAGAAGUUACAAGAGCUAAGUGAAUCUGUAUAUGCCUCAAAUAAGAAGGCUCCUCUAGGCAGAUCAUGUGUCCAACGUUCUGAACUCCCCCCAUUGUGUAAUGAGAAAACUACAUUUGGCAUAAAAACAGUAAAAGGUUUGGGUGUGCGUGACAUUAUAAACCCUGCAAAAACAGCACAGGAGAUAGAGAGGGAAGCUGGGGUGGCACAUGAUGCUUACAUCCGUAGCCAUAAUGCCUAUUUUGUUGGUGAACAAAUUAAUAGAAAUUAUGACUGGACUCGUUACAGUAAAGACAGCAGGUUUGGGAUCCUCACACCUCAUUUCAACGAUGGCCGUAAUCUUGGCAAAACCCUUCAUUGGCUGGGUGAAUCACAGAAGUUUUACAAUCCAGCUGCUUGGAAGAGAUCUGGGAACAGAGAGAAGAUAGCACAACAAAUGGGCAAAACCAUCGUCAAGAGAGAAAAAACAUUGCCCGUUCCGCCUGAUCACACGUUUGGAAUGGUCUUACCACCGGAUGAUUUUGGCAUUGGAGAGCUGAUCUACUCCACAGAUCCACGGCAGUACGCGAGAGGCCCAGACAGACAGCGCAGCCUGGUGAAUGCAGUGAGGCAUCACCUCAAGAAGGUCAACUUUGAAAACCUCCCCUCCUUGCUAAAGGCAUUCAGACAUUAUGACAAGCGUCAAACCAGCUCAGCUCCAGGUGACAUAGAAAGAGUGACAGCACAGCUUCCUGCCUGUCGGUUGGUUGAUCUUGAGGACUUGCAGCCUGUUGAGCCAGGCAGCUCACUGAAAACUCUUAGAAGCCUUAGGCAGACAAGGGCAGCCCCAGACCACUUCAGAACUACCUCCUCCCUCAUCGGGGCUGCAGGUGCUGGUCCUUUCCCAUCAGAUGGACGUACAUACGGGAUCCCAUCUGUGCGCUCAGAUCUUCCAGCUCCUCGCAUUAAAAGAGUCAGUGACAGAAACAAUUAUGGCGAUACAUCCACAGCUGGAGAUCUUCUACAUCCAUCAGUUCAUGCCCUGCAAGGUGUUUAUGAGGAACAUUUCUUCUGUCCUCGCAGCAAGGAGGAGAUUGCAACGAUCUUCAGGAAUGCUGGUGUGAAUAUUUCGGAGAAGACGUUUGAGGAAGCCUGGGAACUCGCGUCAAUGAAGCAACCGACCAGGGAGGUUUGUGUGGAGAAUUUCCGCAACGUUCUCAGGGAAAUAAAAGCAAUGUAAUACCGAA
This is a messenger RNA of Neolamprologus brichardi, 2113 nucleotides long. The record is from RefSeq and is a predicted model, not a curated record. NCBI's taxonomy places the organism in Eukaryota, Metazoa, Chordata, Actinopteri, Cichliformes, Cichlidae.